AUGGAUUACAGAGUCCCUGGUGCUGUCAGCAAUGGCGAGACGGUGCCUGCACACCCUGGCCUGGAAAAGGAGACGGAAGAGGAUGACCAAACCCUGGAGCGAGGGCAGUGGAACAACAAGCUGGAAUAUGUCCUGUCUGUGGCUGGGGAGAUCGUUGGCCUAGGAAACGUCUGGCGCUUCCCCUACCUCUGCUACAAGAACGGUGGAGGUGCCUUCUUCAUCCCCUACCUCAUCUUCCUCUUCACCUGCGGGAUCCCUGUCUUUCUCCUGGAGACAGCGCUGGGGCAGUACACCAGCCAGGGAGGAGUGACAGCCUGGCGCAGGAUCUGUCCCCUCUUUGAAGGAAUUGGCUACGCCUCACAGGUCAUCGUCAUACUGCUGAACUUCUACUACAUCAUUGUCCUGGCCUGGGCCUUGUUUUAUCUCUUCAGUUCAUUCACUAUUGACCUCCCCUGGGGCAGCUGCGACCACGAAUGGAAUACAGGGAACUGCAUGGAGCUCCAGAAGGCAAACUCAACGCUCAACGUGACCAGUGAAAAUGCAACAUCCCCUGUCAUUGAGUUCUGGGAGAGGAGAGUGCUAAAGAUUUCCGAUGGCAUCCAGCACCUGGGCAGCCUGCGCUGGGAGCUGGCUCUCUGUCUCUUGCUGGCAUGGAUCAUCUGUUACUUCUGCAUUUGGAAAGGGGUCAAGUCCACAGGCAAGGUGGUGUAUUUCACGGCCACAUUCCCAUACAUCAUGCUGAUUGUUCUGCUGAUCAGGGGAGUCUCCCUGCCUGGGGCAUCCCAGGGAAUCCUGUUUUACCUUUAUCCAGACCUCAGUCGCCUUGGGGAUCCCCAGGUCUGGAUGGAUGCAGGCACUCAAAUCUUCUUCUCGUAUGCAAUUUGUCUGGGAUGCCUGACAGCUCUGGGCAGCUAUAACAAAUACCAUAACAACUGCUACAGGGACUGCGUGGCCCUCUGCUUCCUCAACAGCGGCACCAGCUUCGUGGCCGGAUUUGCCAUCUUUUCCAUCCUGGGCUUCAUGGCAGGGGAGCAGGGCGUCCCCAUUGCCGAGGUGGCCGAGUCAGGACCUGGCCUGGCCUUCAUUGCCUACCCUCGGGCUGUGGUCAUGCUGCCCUUCUCCCCACUCUGGGCAUGCUUCUUCUUCCUGAUGGUUGUUUUGCUGGGACUGGACAGCCAGUUUGUCUGCGUGGAGAGCCUCGUCACAGCUCUUGUGGACAUGUACCCCACCAUCUUCCGUAAGAAGAACCGCCGGGAGACCCUUAUCCUGCUGGUCUCAGUCCUCUCCUAUCUGGUUGGGUUGUUGAUGCUCACAGAGGGUGGGAUGUAUGUCUUCCAGCUCUUUGAUUACUAUGCUGCCAGUGGCAUGUGCCUGCUCUUUGUGGCCAUCUUCGAGACUCUCUGCGUCGCCUGGGUCUAUGGUGCCGAGCGUUUCUACAAUAACAUUGAAGAUAUGAUCGGCUAUCGGCCAUGGUCUGUCAUCAAAUACUGCUGGCUUUUCAUCACCCCAGCGGUUUGCACGGCAACCUUCCUGUUUUCUCUGAUUAAAUACACCCCGCUGACCUACAACAAGAAGUAUGUGUACCCAUGGUGGGGAGACACCCUGGGGUGGCUGCUGGCCCUCUCCUCCAUGGUGUGCAUCCCUCUCUGGAUCGUCUACAAACUCUCCACCAUCAAAGGCUCCCUCAGAGAGAGGUUCCGCCAACUCACCUGCCCACUUGAGGACUUGCCUUCCAUGCCAGACACAGGACAGCCCCUUCCCCCCACCAGAGCUGGCCUCCUGAUGCUGACAGAGCUUGAAUCUCAUUGCUAGGACAAGUGUGGCUCUCCCUCCCCUCAGGAUGGUUUCUAUACAGCUUUUACCACCUGUUGGAUAACUCGAGGAUUCUUCACUUGCCAAGGA
Messenger RNA from Apaloderma vittatum (bar-tailed trogon), 1902 nucleotides. It is a transcript of the gene SLC6A13, whose product is annotated as solute carrier family 6 (neurotransmitter transporter), member 13. The transcript is spliced from 14 exons. Lineage: Eukaryota; Metazoa; Chordata; Aves; Trogoniformes; Trogonidae. The record is from RefSeq and is a predicted model, not a curated record. The coding region runs from base 1 to 1812 and encodes 603 amino acids. Gene Ontology annotation, biological process: neurotransmitter transport; sodium ion transmembrane transport. Gene Ontology annotation, molecular function: gamma-aminobutyric acid:sodium:chloride symporter activity. Gene Ontology annotation, cellular component: plasma membrane.